Messenger RNA from Tarenaya hassleriana, 2472 nucleotides. Its product is annotated as AAA-ATPase At5g57480. Gene Ontology annotation, molecular function: ATP binding; ATP hydrolysis activity. The coding region runs from base 772 to 2334 and encodes 520 amino acids. NCBI's taxonomy places the organism in Eukaryota, Viridiplantae, Streptophyta, Magnoliopsida, Brassicales, Cleomaceae. The transcript has a single exon. The record is from RefSeq and is a predicted model, not a curated record.
AUCGUGCAUUCCCAUUUUAGAUUUAGAUUAACAUCAAACCCAAUUAUAUGCUUAAAGAAAUUUCUAAAUCGAAUCCAUAAGACUCGAGAAUCAAACACGUAUUACCCUUUGGAGCAUAACGACGAUCCAUCCAAAGAGAACAAAAGGAAAGUCCCAAAUAAUCCCCACUGUAUCUCACUCAAAUCCAGCAACUCCAUCGUUAAUCUUCCUCUCCAAUAGAAAACAAAUCUCUCUCUCUCUCCCCUUCCUCUUUCUAACUCUUGUUUCUUCCCAUUUUGUAUUCUUUUGCUUUGUUCUGUGUUCUUAAAUGUCCCUUCUUCUCCGUUACCAUUCAUGCCUUUUCAAAGCUUCCACCUUUUUUCUUUUUUCCCCUCUAAAAUUUUUCCGGGAAAAGCAAGGAGAAAAUGUGCAAGAAAAUCUCGAAGUCUAUAAAUUGAGGCAGAACCUUUUCUCAACGUUCUCUCCCCUUUGAUUUGUCAAGAAGCCUUUUCAUAUGUCCAACACCACCUUGUAACUUCUCAAAGCUUCUCCCUUUUCUUUUUCCCAAAAUUUCCCGUGAAAACGCGAGAGAAAAUUCUCUAGAAAAUCUCGAAUCCAUAAAUCGAGCGAGACCCAUCUCUUCUCCGCCCUCGUUCCACAAAACCCAUCUCCCUCUCAGUUCCCUUCCUUCGAUUCAGCCGUAAAGUUCUCGCCUUUUUCCUCAGAUUCGAGCUUCGCCCUUUUUUGGUAUCUCACCUGCAAAAUCUUCGAAAAGAGAAGCAAAAAAAAAAAAUGAAAGAGUAUUGGACAACUCUAGCUUCGCUUCUCGGCGUAUUGGCCUUUUGCCAGAGUUUAAUGCAGUCAAUCUUCCCGCCGGAGCUCCGUCUCGCCGUCCUGAAAUUCUUCAACCGAAUCUUCCAUCUCUGCUCCUCUUACUGUUAUUUCGAUAUAACGGAAACAGACGGCGUUAGCACCAACGAGCUCUACAACGCCGUCCAGCUCUAUCUCAGCUCCUCCGUCUCCAUCGCCGGAAACCGUCUCAGCCUCACCCGUGCCCUCAACUCCUCCGCCAUCACCUUCGGCCUCUCCAACAACGAUUUCAUCUCCGACAACUUUAACGGCGUCACCGUCCUGUGGGAACACAUCGUCACUCAACGUCAGAACCAGACGUUUGCUUGGCGGCCAAUGCCGGAGGAGAAGCGUGGCUUCACGCUCCGGAUCAAGAAGAAGGACAAAAAUCUGAUCCUCAACUCCUACUUGGAUUACAUCAUGGAGAAGGCGAACGAGAUCCGCCGGAAAAACCAGGAUCGGCUUCUGUACACGAAUCCGAAAGGGGGAGCGGUCGAUUCCAGGGGUCAUCCAUGGGAAUCGGUUCCGUUCAAGCAUCCGAGCACGUUCGAUACGCUUGCGAUGGAUCCGAUGAAGAAACAGCAGAUCAUGGAGGAUCUGAGAGACUUCGCAGAAGGUCAAUCGUUUUACCAGAAAACGGGUCGGGCGUGGAAAAGAGGGUAUUUGCUUUACGGUCCUCCGGGAACUGGGAAAUCGAGCAUGAUCGCCGCCAUGGCAAACUACCUCGGUUACGACAUCUACGAUCUCGAACUCACGGAGGUUCACAGCAACUCCGAACUAAGGAAAUUGCUGAUGAAAACGAGCUCGAAAUCGAUUAUCGUGAUCGAAGACAUCGAUUGCUCAAUCAAUCUGACGAAUCGGCAGAAGAGCAACACAAACCAGAUCCCGAGGAGCGCAUACGACCCGGUAACCAGAAGCGGUUUGGGUUCCGGCGAGGAUUCCGGCAACAGCAACACGAUUACGCUGUCGGGUCUGCUGAAUUUCACGGACGGGCUUUGGUCGUGCUGCGGGAGCGAGAGGAUAUUCGUAUUCACGACGAAUCACAUCGAGAAGCUCGACGCGGCAUUGCUUCGAAGCGGACGAAUGGACAUGCAUAUACACAUGAGCUACUGUACAAUGCCGUCUCUGAAGAUAUUGCUGAAGAACUAUUUGGGCUACGAGGAAGAAGAUCUAGACGGCGACGUUUCGAAGGAAAUGGAAGCGGCGGUGGAAAAGGCGAAGAUGACGCCGGCCGACGUGAGCGAGUCUCUGAUAAAGAACAGAAGGAGCGGGGACAGAGCGGUGAGGGAGUUGUUGGGCGAACUGAGAAGUAGGGCGGAGAGAAAUGAAAGAAUAGGGAAAUUGAGGGGCGAAAAUGGGAAUUCAGCAGCGACUGAGGAAGAUGAGGAGGAGGAGAAGAGGGCUUUGGAUAGUCCAAAAGAGGAUGGCGGCGAUGAAGAGGAAGAGACUGCGUUUGAGAAUGGCGUUUGCGAGAAAAGGGAAGAACUCAGAGGACACGACACAUGAGAUAGUGUCCGAUAAUAUCACACACACACAUAUAUAUAUAUAUAUAUAUAUGUUAUUAUGCUUUUGUUGGGUAAUAAAAGUAAGAAGGUGUCAUCAUGUUCCAAUUAUUGUUAUUUAAAGUGAUGGAUAUUGGGUUUG